GUUAUGGGCAGAAAGUGAACCAAAUCAAUCUAAACCGACUUGAAUAUCGGUUUACGAUCGGUCCAAAUCUUCAAUCUGCACAAGACCGAAUCGGAGGAAACCCUUAAUACCCAGAUCUGGGCCCAUAUCUUAUGGGCCGUGCAGAAAAUAUCGUCGCGUUUUUUUCUUUUUCUUUUUACUUGGCAACCACGUACUUCUAGAACCAUCCUUAAGCAGUAGUUAACAACCAUCAUCUCCAGUAGGCAGUAGCUUCUUCUCCUUGCUAUCUAUAUUAAUCGUCUCUUCAACAGCUUUUCUCUUCGCUCAAAAGAAAAUAUCUGAUCGAGUUUCGUGGCUCUCUCUCUCUCUCUUUGAUCUUUUACACAAAUGGCGUCAUCAACGUCUCUAGCACUCAGGAGGCUUAUCUCUUCCUCCGUCGUCCCUCGCUCCGUUCGUCCGGCGGCUUCUUUGCGCCUCUUCAAUACCAACGCAGCUAGGAGCUACGAAGAGGAAGAAGAUAGGAACCAUCGCCCUAACCGGACAGUUUCUCCCCGCGGUGGCGAUUUCUUCUCAGACAUGUUUACACCAACGAGGAGCUUGAGCCAGGUGCUUAAUUUCAUGGAUCAGAUCGGCGACAGCCCUCUGCUGGCAUCAUCAGGAGCGAGACGUGGAUGGGACGUGAAAGAGAAAGACGACGGGUUGCACCUGAGGAUCGAUAUGCCGGGGCUGAGCAGAGACAGAGAGGAUGUGAAGCUGGCUCUUGAACAAAACACACUUGUGAUCAAAGGCGAAGGGAAAACAGAGGAAGGGGAUGAAGAAGAUGGACGGAAGUUUUCGAGCAGGAUAGGAUUACCUGAGAUAGUAUACAAGACGGAUGAGAUAAAGGCGGAGAUGAAGAACGGCGUGUUGAAAGUGGUUGUUCCCAAGUUGAAAGAGGAUGAGCGUUACAAUGUUCGCCACAUCCAAGUUGAUUAAGAGUUUGUGAACGUGUUUUUUUUUCAGUAAAACGACUUGUUGCCUCUCCUUUUUUUUUUUUUUUUAUAAUGUGUGAAACUUCAUUCCCAGGAUAUCAAUUUAUCAACCAUUCACCAUGACGCACCUUUGUAUAUCAAAGGAGGCAACAAAAAAGGAAGACUCGAGAGUGAAAGCUGUGUAAAUUUAUUUCUAGUACAAAGCAUGAGCUUUAGUAUGUUAAGAA
Messenger RNA from Brassica oleracea var. oleracea, 1177 nucleotides. RefSeq names its product 23.5 kDa heat shock protein, mitochondrial-like. The record is from RefSeq and is a predicted model, not a curated record. Lineage: Eukaryota; Viridiplantae; Streptophyta; Magnoliopsida; Brassicales; Brassicaceae.